Messenger RNA from Aplosporella prunicola CBS 121167, 1350 nucleotides. RefSeq lists its product as uncharacterized. NCBI's taxonomy places the organism in Eukaryota, Fungi, Ascomycota, Dothideomycetes, Botryosphaeriales, Aplosporellaceae. The annotation marks the transcript as partial. The record is from RefSeq and is a predicted model, not a curated record. The transcript has 3 exons. Gene Ontology annotation, biological process: secondary metabolite biosynthetic process. Gene Ontology annotation, molecular function: FAD binding; monooxygenase activity.
CCCAAAGUCCAGCAGAAGAUUGAGCGGGACGAGGCCAGCCGGCUGCACGUCAUAGUCGUCGGUGCGGGCCUGGGCGGGCUCGGCGCCGCCAUCGCCAUCCUGCUGGCCGGGCACACCGUGAGCGUGCUCGAGAGCGCCCCCGCCAUCGGCGAAGUCGGUGCCGGGAUCCAGUGCCUGCCGAACAGCUCGCGCAUCCUGCUCGAAUGGGGCAUGGAAGCCUUGCUGGCGGCGCACUGGACGCAGCCCCGCCGCUGCAACAUGCUGGGGUGGAAGGGCCAAGCGCUCGCGCACAUGGACUUCCACGCCUAUGCCGAGGAGCUAGGCGCGCCGUUCCUGGACUUCCAUCGCGCGGGCCUGCAUCGCUGCUUGCUGGAGCGGGCGGUCGAGCUGGGCGCGGAAGUCGAGGUCAACGCGCGCGUGGUCGACGUUGUCAUCGUUGACGGCGAGGGCCGCGCCGCCCAUGUCGUGCUGCAGGACGGGCGCAGGCGCGCGGCUGACCUCGUCGUCGGCGCCGACGGGAUCAACUCCAAGUGUCGCGAGAUCUUGCUCGGGCGCCCGGACCCGCCUAUAGAGACUGGCGACCUCGCGUACCGCUUGCUGCUGAGCACGAGGGAGAUGGUCAAGGAUCCGGAGCUGCGCGGCUUCGUCGACGACCCCCAGGUCAACUACUGGAUGGGCCCGGACGCGCAUGCCGUGAACUACGUGCUCCGCGGCGGCGAGCUCUUCAACAUGGUCCUCCUAGUCCCGGACGACAUGCCCGCCGGCGCAACGACCCUCGCCGGCAACGUCGACGAGAUGCGCGCCCUCUACCAGGACUGGGACCCACGGAUCCCGAAACUGCUCGCCCUCUGCGAGAGCGUGCACAAAUGGCGUCUAUGCAUCCGGCCCACGCUGGCGCCCAGCUGGUCCCACCCCUCGGCCGCCUUCACCCUGCUCGGCGACGCCGUGCACGCCACCCUGCCGUACCUGGCCUCGGGCGCGGGCAUGAGCCUCGAGGACGCCAGCGUGCUGGGCCGCUGUCUCGCGCGGAUUGAGCGCAAUGACCCCGCGAGCAAGCGCCGUGCCCUUGCCGUCUAUGAGCGCUGCCGCAAGGCGCGCACCGAGCGCGUCGUCGAGCGCGGGAAUCUGCAGCAGCGGCUCUACCACUUGCAUGACGGGCCGGAGCAGCGCGCGCGCGACGCCCGCUUCAAGGCUUGGGACGCGGUGGAGGCGGCGCAGAAGAGAGGCGAGCAGCCUGAUUUGGACAAGCAGGGUGUUGUUUGGGGUGACGACCCGUUUCCGUGGCGUUUUUCCGGCGUGGGCGAUUGGUUGCUGACGUAUGAGUGCGAGAGGGCGGUUGAGGAGGAGUGG